Molecule: messenger RNA, 721 nt
Organism: Durotheca rogersii
Lineage: Eukaryota; Fungi; Ascomycota; Sordariomycetes; Xylariales; Xylariaceae
Exons: 1
Coding region: 260-640 (126 amino acids)
Source: RefSeq, a predicted model, not a curated record
UGGAAUCUGCGAGCGAGUGAGUUUGCCCACGUUCUUUCUGCCAUCAAUGGCAAGUUGUUCCUUCUCGGCUCCAUCUUAUAAACCACUCGCGAUCUCCAUCCCGCUUUUUCACAAUUAUUAGGUGCGUCUGUUAUUGCAUCCGUUAUAUUGAAUUGAGAUGCCAAUAAACCUGGCCGCCUGUGCCAUAUUACACUAUUAAUAGACAAUACCGGCAAAUAUUAACAAGCCAUCGUGAAUCCCUCCCCUCCUCGUUGCUAUCAUGUCUGUGUGCGCUUUACGUAGCCGUCUCCGAACGGCCUGGGUGGCCGCGCGAUGCCUCACGAUGAAUCUGCAACCGGGACGCGCUCGCUUCUCCUCUUUUCUUUCCUCGAGGGUUCUGCAAAGCUUCCCGUGUGAAUGCGUAUAUUCACACACACCCACACACGUGCAUAAUAUAUAUAUGUACACCCAUCUGCAGAGAGACAACUCUCCCCUAAACCCGUCCCUCGAGCCUCCGAUGGUGCUGCCUCUGCAAUUCGGUCUUGUCCACCCGACAUACCGCUCUGGUUCCCACGAUACGCAUGCAUACGGCUACCUUAGGCAGCUAUUCGUCAUUCCAUUGCGCUUGUCUGUCGUCGACUUCACCGAUUGUCGGCCGUGACCGCUAGGAAGUGCCAUGAAAGCGGUGAGCGGGCGAAGGCAUCAUGGCAGAACGCCAUUGUUGCGUCCAGGUGGGUUGUCC